CACAGUUCAGUUAGCUGGUUCUCUACUGAUGUAGUAACAUGAUUUGCAGAUUAUUGACAGAAGAUCCUAAUCAGAGACUUGGAGCUAGUGGAGCAUCAGAAGUGAAGAAACAUCCAUUUUUCCGAGAUAUUAAUUGGGACACACUUGCGAGGCAGAAGGCUGCAUUUGUUCCUACCUCUGAGAGUGCAUUGGACACUAGUUACUUCACAAGUCGCUACUCAUGGAAUCCUUCAGAGGAACAGGUUUAUGCAGCCAGUGAAUUUGAGGAUUCCAGUGACAAUGGUAGCAUGAGUGGUAGCAGUAGUUACCUAAGCAACCGCCAUGGUGAACAGGAAGAUGAAUGCGGGGGUCUUGCAGAAUUUGAUUCAGGCUCUUCUGUCAACUACUCCUUUAGUAAUUUUUCAUUCAAGAAUAUCUCCCAGCUAGAAUCAAUCAAUUAUGAUUUGCUCACUAAAGGUUGGAAAGAUGAUCUGCGGGACAAAUCCUAAUCCACAGCUAUGGAAUCUUUUCUUCUGUCAAAAUCCAAGAUUGGUUUUUUACCAUUGGAUAAGACUUUGUAAACCUUGUAAAUAGAUAGAAGCAACUUGAAGAGUGAAGACUGUAACUUCCUUGGGAUGUGCUUCCCUCACAUAGGCAACCACUCCACUCUCUGGGGUUCCCAAGUUCUGAUUGAGUUAAUUUAUAUAAUUUGGGGACUGUAUGUAUCUUAAUGUACAUGCCCCCGUGUGGGUUUGCAGUUUUUGGUCUUUGAUUGUACCCUUGUAAUGCGGUAAUGAGAACACAUCCCUUUUUUCAUGUCUAAACUUCUUACACACAUAGGUCACAUUAUUGUACAAGCUCCCUUGUUUUAGCAGCCGAAAGAGGGAAGUAGUAGGCCGUUUUACCCCCAUUUUAUAAAAGGUUGAUUCUCAAACUCGAACUUGCUACUUGUUGCUUGGAUCAAUGAGUACCACCCUGGUUUGAACUCUACAUGUUGAUGCCUUCCACUGCAGGGUGUUGCCUUUUUGUUUCUUCUGAGGUUUUGGGGUUGGGCUUGGUGUGGUGUAAUUAGGGGUUAGGCUUUUGUUUGGG
Messenger RNA from Ilex paraguariensis (yerba mate), 1071 nucleotides. NCBI's taxonomy places the organism in Eukaryota, Viridiplantae, Streptophyta, Magnoliopsida, Aquifoliales, Aquifoliaceae. The record is from the annotation of a GenBank genome assembly.